Molecule: messenger RNA, 1341 nt
Organism: Arabis nemorensis
Lineage: Eukaryota; Viridiplantae; Streptophyta; Magnoliopsida; Brassicales; Brassicaceae
Source: the annotation of a GenBank genome assembly
AUGGGAUCAAAGUUUCAUGCUUUUAUGUUUCCAUGGUUCGCUUUUGGUCAUAUGACUCCGUACUUGCAUCUAGCCAACAAGUUAGCUGAAAAGGGCCAUAGGGUUACUUUUUUGAUCCCUAAGAAAGCUCAGAAACAGUUGGAACACCACAAUCUGUUCCCAGAGAGCAUCUUCUUUCACCCUCUUACUAUUCCUCCUGUUGAUGGCCUCCCUGCUGGCACCGAGACCGCCUCGGAUAUCCCCAUCUCGUUGGCAAAUUUAUUGUACGUAGCCAUGGAUCUUACACGCGAGCAGGUCGAAACCGCGGUACGUGCUUUGAGACCGGACCUGAUCUUGUUCGAUUUUGCAUACUGGGUUCCGGAAAUGGCUAAAGAACAUAACGUCAAGAGUAUGAUGUACAACGUGGUUUCCGCUACCGCUAUAGCUCAUACACUUGCCCCAGGUGGUGAAUUAGGAAUUACUCCACCAGGUUAUCCUUCGUCAACAGUGGUGUAUCGUGAACAAGAUGCUCACUCCUUGUUGUCUUUAUCCAUCUUCUACAAAAAGCUGUAUCAGCGGCUCAACACAGGUCUUAUGAACUGCGAUGUCAUUUCAAUUAGGACAUGCGGAGAAGUUGAAGGUAAGUUCUGCGAUUAUAUCGAGCGUCAAUUCAAAAGGAAGGUACUCUUGACGGGUCCAAUGCUUCCUGAGCCAGAAAAGAGUAAACCACUUGACGAUCAAUGGAGUCACUGGCUGAGCCGGUUUAGAUCGGAGUCUGUAGUGUUCUGUGCACUAGGCAGCGAAGUCAUUUUAGAGAAGGACCAAUUCCAAGAACUCUGUUUAGGAAUGGAGCUCACGAAUUUACCAUUUCUUGUAGCGGUAAAGCCACCAAAAGGAGCAAAGACGAUUCAAGAAGCAUUACCAGAAGGGUUCGAGGAAAGGGUGAAGAAUCGUGGAGUGAUUUGGGGAGAAUGGGUGCAGCAACCAUUGUUAUUGGCUCAUCCAUCAGUAGGCUGCUUUGUGAACCAUUGCGGGUUCGGAUCAAUGUGGGAGUCUCUACUGAGUGAUUGCCAAAUAGUCUUGCUUCCAUAUUUAAAUGAUCAAGUUCUCAACACUAGACUGAUGACUGAAGAUUUCGAGGUUUCAGUGGAAGUGCAAAGAGAAGAAACAGGAUGGUUCUCCAAGGAGAGCUUGAGUGUUGCAAUCACUUCUGUGAUGGAUAAAGAUAGCAAGAUCGGGAAUCUGGUGAGGAAGAACCACGCCAAAUUGAAGGAGAUUCUAGUUAGUCCUGGAUUAUUAACCGGUUACAUCGAUAAGUUUAUAGAAUCACUCCAGAAUCUUGUCAAGGAUACAAAACCUUGA